This is a messenger RNA of Neopsephotus bourkii (Bourke's parrot), 1827 nucleotides long. Its product is annotated as killer cell lectin-like receptor subfamily G member 1. The transcript is spliced from 6 exons. The coding region runs from base 802 to 1380 and encodes 192 amino acids. NCBI's taxonomy places the organism in Eukaryota, Metazoa, Chordata, Aves, Psittaciformes, Psittacidae. The record is from RefSeq and is a predicted model, not a curated record.
GUUUCCUGAUGUUCAGAGGGACCCUUCUGUGUUUCAGUUUGUGCACAUUGCCUUUUGCCCUGUCACUGGGUACCAGUGGAAAGAGUCUGUCUCUUUGUGUACCCUCCCUUCAGGUAUUUAUAUACAUUAACAAGAUCCUCCCCAAAACAUGUCCAGAUUAGACAGUCCCAGUUCCCUCAGCCUUUCCUCAUAAGACUGACGUUCCAGUCCUGUUACCGUCUUUGUCACCUAUUGCUAGACUCCAGUAUGUCCAUGUCUGUCUUGUACUGAUGCUGUUGAGAUGUUGAAUCAGAGGAUCUGGAGGGAUGCCACUUCUCAGUGCCUGCCUGUGCCUCGAGCACAUUCAUACUGGGUGCUGGGUUUAGAUGGAGUUCCCAGUAGAAGUGUCCAAAGCUCACAAGGCUUCCUUCUAAAACUCAUGCUGUCCAACUUUACUUCCUUUUUGACAGCAGUUGGGCUGCCAGUUUGCUGUAGCCAUCGCUUAUGUAAUUUUUCACCUUGUACUCUUGCUAUUCACCUUUUUAAUCUUGUGAUCUUGUUAUCAGCCUGCUUCUGUCCUGAGAAGGAGCUCUGCAGAGCACAGCACCUUGUCACAGUCACUGCAGCAGUGCCAUCACAGCUUCUUGGACUGUCAACAAUUAGAAUACCCAUGAACUUUGUGGUUAAUCACCUCUUCCCACUAACGGCUGGUCAUAAGAUGUCCCUGAUCAGCCUCAGGUUUCCUGUUUCACGGGUGUUGAGCCUUGUCGCUCAACAUCUUGUCAAUCGAAACAUCUUGUCAUACGCAGUCUUUGCUUUGGCAUGGAGGGAAGCAGAUCAGAAACUUCUGCAGCUGAAGAGAAUGAGGAAAUAAUUUAUACGUCUGUCAGAUUCUCUCAGACUCCUCUGCCUAGGACCAGUGCUGCACGGGAAAAAAGAGCUCCCUGUCUGUGGCCAGAAGUUGUACCAGGCUUGGCUAUAGGCUUUGGGAUACUGAGCAUCUCCCUAGCGAUUGCUUUGAUAUGGAAGAUGAGUAACUCUCAGCCACGCUGCCCUGAGCAGUGGGUCGCCUACAGAGGGAGCUGCUACUCCUUCUCCAAGCAAAAGAAGGACUGGCAUUCCAGCCGGCAGUCCUGCGGGGCACAGGGAGCUCAUCUCCUAGUGAUCAGUGAUACUUGGGAAAUGGAGCUGUUUAAGAGUAUUCAACCAGAGUGUUUCUGGAUUGGACUGAGGAACAGCACAGGCUCUGGAUGGAUUUGGGAAGAUGGCUCUAUAUUCAGUGGCACCAACAUCCUCUCUAACAGCCCUGUGCAACAUUGUGCUGUCCUGAUGAAAGAUCAUUUCCAGGCCUCCAGCUGUGAAUUUGCUGCUCCAUGGAUCUGUGAGAAGUCUCUUGGAUAAAUCCCAUGUGCAUUUUCAUCUCAUAACUGCCUCCUCAGUGGUACAAGUGGAUCAUUGUCCUGCAAACCAAAGGUCUACACAAGACCAAGGAUUUGCCUCUUUCAAACCCUCACAAAGGUGUUUUGCAGGGAUGGGUUUGUUGCCCAUAAUGGUGAGUUCCCAUCAGCAGUAGAUCCAUUCUCAAUCAACAUGUGUUGGCUUACUGCUAUUUAUGACCAGAUGAGACCUGGAACAUAUUCCCUGGCCUAGUCUUUGCCUUGUGUGUCCUAUAAGGGCAAACAAAAUUUUUGUCACAACAGAUGCCGGGUCUUCAGAUCUCUGAGGGUGAGCUGGUCAUUCCUCCAUUCCUGAGCAUCAGAUUUCAUUUCCAUUCCCUGCAUCUCCGUUGUCUGAUGCUAGCAGGACUGGGAAAAUGAAGCCUGGUUUCCAGUGCUGAAAACAUAUAAA